Messenger RNA from Saccharomyces mikatae IFO 1815, 810 nucleotides. It is a transcript of the gene CIN2, whose product is annotated as GTPase-activating protein CIN2. The transcript has 2 exons. Gene Ontology annotation, biological process: tubulin complex assembly; post-chaperonin tubulin folding pathway. The record is from RefSeq and is a predicted model, not a curated record. Lineage: Eukaryota; Fungi; Ascomycota; Saccharomycetes; Saccharomycetales; Saccharomycetaceae. Bases 1 to 810 code for a protein of 269 amino acids. Gene Ontology annotation, cellular component: cytoplasm.
AUGGACUUUGCUACAAAGAUAAAGGAGCUCGAACAAGAACUUUCUAAGGCAAAUGACUACAAGACUUUACAGGAAAAGGCUACAAAUCUUCGAAGGGAACUGAAUUCUUCAGCUCCUUCCCUGACAUCUUAUGAAAAGGAGCAUUUUUCGAAUGAUAUAGAAAGUAUUUUAAAAUGUAUUAAUGCGGAAUUAUCGAAAUCAAAGGGUAAUAAACGCAGGGCAUUCUCCUUCAAGCAAAAGACUUUGCCAACAACAGUUCAGGAGAAAACUAAACAUAAAGCGCUUGUGACUACGCCGGAGAAAACUUCUGUUCUGAAAAAGAAUUAUGUUUUAAAGAAAGGAGAUUCAGCAUUUGAAAACUUGGAAUACUGUACUGUCGCGUCAGCGAGAGACCAUAGUAGCGUUGAUGCUGCCUCCGGUUCAUUAUAUUUCCGUAAUGUUAUUAAAAGUGUCAUAAACUUACAAAGGAUAUACUUUCAAGCAGGUAGUAUAUUCAUAACUGACUGUAAGGAUUCUAUAUUUUUUUUGCAUUUACCCUCUGAAGGGAACAUCCAAAUACGUUUGCGUAACUUGCAAAAGUGCAGAAUUUUGAUAGAGCGAUUAUCAUCAGAUACUGAUUAUAAACAAGUGGUAAUUGUUGAAAAUUGUUGCGAAUGCAUUUUCAAGGCAAGUACUCGCGAGCACUUAAUCAUACAGGAUUUUUCCAACCCUUUCUCAAGUGAUGAAACUAAGGACCAGUCGGCAUUUUCAUUUGAAGACUUUAAAACUUAUGACAAUGACACGAUGCAGUUAUUACAGGCUUACUUAUAA